AUGAGCUCAAGCUUGGCAUCUGAAGAUCUUCUUUCCAUUCGGACCUCGUGCGACAGAUGCCGCUCUCAGAAGCUCAAAUGUCUUGUCAAGCCCUCACCAGACACUGCAAUCACCGCCAUAUCCUGUGAGAGAUGUGUCCGUGCGAUGGUUCCAUGCACCUUCAGCCGUCGAAACAGACACAAGCGGAAAGCGUCGGCCUCGGACGAGAAAGAAAGAACCAACAAGGCCGCGGCGGUCCUCAACCCCGACGGACAUGCUCGUCCGACCUCGUUACCUCACCCCGCGUGUCUUAACAACCAACCCCCACUUCCGAUGGGACCAGACUCUAUCACAAUCGCAAGGUAUAUGAAAACUCCAGAAGAGGAAAUUUUCGAUCUCGAAUUUGGCUGGAAUCAAGAACCAGCCCAAGGCGUUCUGGACCCGAGCGGACCUUCAAACAUACUAGAACAGCCUAGGAGAAUCGACAAACCCAUCAAAAGCGUGUUUGAGGCACACGGCUUCAUGCAAGACGAAAAUAUCCUUUCCAAUAAUAUGAACUUCACAGGCCAAGAGAAUGAUGACCCACACCGAGGGCGUCAGGAGAUUAGCCCCGCUGCAUCAGAGAGUCAUGAUAUCCAACUCUACUCGAAUGAUCUUCCGAAUUUUGCAGAGGGGACAAUGACUUCACGGCGCACUACUAGUGCAAGAAUGCUGCUGGCACUCGCGUCGGACCUAUAUGAAAGAUUGGAAACACUGGAAACCGGCCCGUGGCAGUUUAACGAAGCAUAUCCUUCCUUGGAUGCAUAUCCGAUCGGAGCAAUCCUCAAUCUAUCUCGGCAACUCACCAUGGCUACAAACGCUUUGCAUAGAGACAAAGCAGAAGAUUCAUCCUCGAUUUCGAGCCAGACAUGCUCGACAAAUGGCCAUGAAAACGGUUACCGGAGAUUAGACUGUGAAAGUUCAAGGUGCAUUUCUACUACUAUGUCUACCGACACAGCCUUUGGCGACUCAUCGACCACGCACAUCCUCCUGGGGUGUUACAUUACGCUUUCUCAAAUCCAUUUUCUUGUUCUAGACCACUUUAAGCGUUAUCUGAGCUUACAACCCAAUGCCCAAGCCUGGGUACCUUCAGCAGGUGGAAAAAUCGGACCGACCAUUUGCGUUGGCGAACUCCCGUCCAUGAACGAUAUGUACAGCCGCAUUCAUACCGCUGUGUUUCUUCUUCUCAAUUGUUUCGCAGAGGUGGAAGAAGCUUUAGGCCUGCCCCCACAGAUACGAUCUGCCAAAGGACAUGAAUUAUCGGGUAGAAAUACCGCCGACAGUGGCACGAUUGAUGAUCCACUUGCUUUUAGAUCUACUAGCUGGGGCCACAUGGUCUGUGCGACGGAAAUUCAGGAAGAAUUCGCCGCUUUUGGGAGAAAGGUGGUGGAAAUCAAGAAUCUAUUACGUGAGAAAUUGGAGUUGUAG
Messenger RNA from Penicillium longicatenatum, 1446 nucleotides. RefSeq names its product Zn(II)2Cys6 transcription factor domain-containing protein. NCBI's taxonomy places the organism in Eukaryota, Fungi, Ascomycota, Eurotiomycetes, Eurotiales, Aspergillaceae. The transcript has a single exon. Gene Ontology annotation, molecular function: DNA-binding transcription factor activity, RNA polymerase II-specific; zinc ion binding. Gene Ontology annotation, biological process: regulation of DNA-templated transcription. The coding region runs from base 1 to 1446 and encodes 481 amino acids. The record is from RefSeq and is a predicted model, not a curated record.